This is a messenger RNA of Maudiozyma saulgeensis, 1218 nucleotides long. The record is from the annotation of a GenBank genome assembly. Lineage: Eukaryota; Fungi; Ascomycota; Saccharomycetes; Saccharomycetales; Saccharomycetaceae.
AUGCUACUGCGAUAUUUUUUAUUAGUGUUAAAUGUUUUUAGUUUUGUUAUUGCUAUAGACAAUGUUGGAACCUCAGGGAAGUUAAGGUUUUCCAAUUUAGGCUAUGCAGAUACUUUCAAUUAUGUUGGAAAAAUCAGCAAUAUUACAAGGGAGAGUUGCUCAUGCACAUUAGCUCCACCUGCAUGGUUUUCUGGUACCAAUGCACCUUUAUCUGAAAGAUUAGUGGCUCAUAUCAGAGGCCCCACCCAACUGUAUAAAUUUGCAUAUUACAAUGUCCAUCAUUUUAUUCUUGGGUCAGAUAAUAAUACUCAUAAUUGGACUCAACAAGCAUUAUUCGAUAUUGCACCAGAUUCUAUCAGCAAACAAGGUAUCAAUGUUACUUUUCUUGGACAUAAAGGUAAAUAUUCUCCAUGUAUGGGGAAAGCACUAACAUUUAUCGGACAAGAUGCUGUUUCAUUUGUCACUGAGAAUCCCGAUCCAACUGGAUUUUCUGGAUAUGUACCAUCAAACGAAGAAUUUAUCAUAUAUUCGAAUUUUCCAUGUCCUAGUUCAAAAGUAGGAGGUUUAUGUGGUGUUUAUAGAAAAGGUAUACGAUCCUAUACUGGAUAUGAAGGUGUCACGAAAUUGUUUCUAUUUGAAUUCUCUAUGCCUACAGAUACUAAUAUAACUAAUCAAGAUGGGAAAUACUAUGAUAUGCCAUCUAUUUGGUUGGCAAAUGAGCAUCUAUCACGUACGACAGAACAUUAUGAUUGGAACAAUAAUUGUUCUUGUUUGUUUAAUGGCUGCGGUGCCUACCAAGCCUUUACAACAAAUUCUACUGACCACGACCUAUUAUAUUCCUCUUUACAAACAUUUCAAGGAAUAAAUAAGAAUGCAAGUCAGAAUGCGAUCUUGAACGGUACCUUUAGUACUGGUCGAUUUAAUAGACCGAGAAACACAACAGUAAGAGGGGGUGUGUUAUUUGAUUCAGCGGGAAAUAUCGUAACAUUUAUUACAAAUAACACCGUAUUCCACGAAGAACUGACACCUGAACAAGUAGAGGACAUGCUCUCUGAUAUUCCUAAUAUUGGGAAAGAGCUAGUAUUACCAUCUGGAACUUUACACGCUCCUAACAAAACGUCAUCAAGUGGUGGAUCUACAAUAAGACCUAUAGGUCUUACUCUAUGGGCCAUAUAUUUAUCGUUAAUCACAAGCAUCAUUCAAUUUCUUAUAAUCUGA